CAACCUGCACAGCUACAGCCGCCGCCGACCGCUCAGCCCAUCCCCGUGUCCGUGCUUGUACCGGUGCCCAGCUCGCAGACCAACCAGCUGCGCCAACAGGAGCAAACGCCCCAACCCCAAUCACCGGCCACCGCGGAGACGAAUGCGAACAACUGCACUGGCGGGAGAGAUGGAAGCAGCAGUGGCGGAAGCAAGACGGUGGCCUACACGUACGAGGCGUUCUUCGUGUCGGACGGCCGGUCGAAGCGUCGAAGCGCGAACACGAACGGGGCGGCGGUGCCGGACAAGGAGGCAGCCCAGCCGGACAGGCCGAAGUUCACGUGCACGGAGUGCGGGAAGCAAUACGCGACGUCGUCGAAUCUGUCCCGGCACAAGCAGACGCACCGAAGCCUCGAUUCCCAAUCGGCGAAGAAGUGCAUCCACUGCGGCAAGGCGUACGUCAGCAUGCCGGCGUUGGCGAUGCACGUGCUCACCCACAAGCUUGCCCACAGCUGCGGCGUCUGCGGCAAGAUGUUCUCCAGGCCUUGGCUGCUCCAAGGCCACCUGAGAAGUCACACGGGUGAGAAGCCUUACGGGUGCGCGCACUGCGGCAAGGCGUUCGCAGACCGGUCGAAUCUCCGCGCCCACAUGCAGACCCAUUCCGCGGACAAGAACUACGAGUGCUCGAGAUGCCACAAGACGUUCGCCCUCAAGUCUUAUCUGAACAAGCACCUCGAGUCCGCCUGUCUACGCGAUGACGAGAUACCGCCACCAUCGCAGCAGCAGCAGCAGCAGCAGCAGCAACAGCAGCAACAAACGGGAGCUACGAACGGUAAUAAUAAUAACAACGCGACGACGCAACACCAGCAGGGCAACAAUCGUAGUUUGUAGCAGCGCUUCGACGACAGGAAGGCUACGAGCAGGCGUCUCGACGCAAUGGCAAGGGAGAGCUAGCGGUUGUUCCCGGCGACACCCGGUUAAAACCGGGGUAUACACGAACGAGAUCGUCGAUGGGGAUGAAGGGAAGAGGAGGUGAAGAGAGGGAGGAAAAAAGAAAAUAAAAGGUUUGCCGUAGGUUUUAAGUAGAAAAGUGCCAGUAGAGAAAAAUGGAGGAUAAUAGAGAGAAGUAACCGAAUGGUAGUGUUGUAGAAGGGAAGUAAGAGAGAGAGAGAGAGAGAGA
Apis dorsata (giant honeybee) is the source of this 1159-nucleotide messenger RNA. It is a transcript of the gene scrt, whose product is annotated as transcriptional repressor scratch 2-like. The record is from RefSeq and is a predicted model, not a curated record. Gene Ontology annotation, molecular function: DNA-binding transcription factor activity, RNA polymerase II-specific; RNA polymerase II cis-regulatory region sequence-specific DNA binding. Gene Ontology annotation, biological process: regulation of DNA-templated transcription. The annotation marks the transcript as partial. The transcript is spliced from 2 exons. NCBI's taxonomy places the organism in Eukaryota, Metazoa, Arthropoda, Insecta, Hymenoptera, Apidae.